AUAUUCAAAGAACCGAUUCAAAGCUGCGAUGAUGCGCUACUGGCUGCAUUUGUUGUUUGUUCUGAUAUGGCUUAGUCUUUUGGAGCAUGCGGAAACACGGAGAGCCUCGUUUAAACCAAAACCGCCACAGAAGCCAAAACAAACCGAGGCAGAAAAAGCUGUUGAGAAAUUAACUCCAAGUCAGAACAUCGACAUAAGUCAGAUGAGUGGGAGGUGGUACCUGGUUUCUGUGAUAUCACGAUGUAAGACACUUCUGGAAAAGGGCUUUAAACUGGAGAGCACUACUAUAGAUGUGGAAAUCAAUGGAAACAAGCUGUCUGUAGUCACUAUAACUAAACUCAAUUAUGAGUGUUGGGAGAUCAGACAGAACUACAUGACCACAAAGACCCCUGGACAUCUCAUUCUCAAAGGUAAGAGAUCUGCUGUUGAUGUGGAUAUAUUUGUGGUUGAAACGGACUACAGCACCUAUGCUAUACUGGUGUUCAAGAAAGGGAAGAAAAUUACCAUGAAAUUAUAUGGACGUUCCGGUAUUGUGCCUGAUAAUGUAGUAGAUAAAUUUGAGGAUCGUGCAAAGAUAUUCGAUUUAGGAUUGGACCUUCUUUCCCAGUAUCCCCACUACGGCUUUUGCGAGUCUGUAGAUAAGGUGCUGGAAAUGACUUGACUGACCACUAUGUUAUUGCAGAAGCUCUGAAUGAAAGAAAUAAGGACUCAUCACACAUUCAAACAACAGCGAGAAAACACUUUGUCCAGCAGCAUGCAAACAAUUGAAAUAAAAAACGUUAUUAUGUAA
Triplophysa rosa is the source of this 790-nucleotide messenger RNA. It is a transcript of the gene c8g, whose product is annotated as complement component 8, gamma polypeptide. The coding region runs from base 29 to 661 and encodes 210 amino acids. NCBI's taxonomy places the organism in Eukaryota, Metazoa, Chordata, Actinopteri, Cypriniformes, Nemacheilidae. Gene Ontology annotation, cellular component: membrane attack complex. Gene Ontology annotation, biological process: complement activation. The record is from RefSeq and is a predicted model, not a curated record. The transcript has 7 exons.